Saccostrea echinata is the source of this 1852-nucleotide messenger RNA. RefSeq lists its product as uncharacterized. Bases 57 to 1319 code for a protein of 420 amino acids. The transcript has 7 exons. Gene Ontology annotation, molecular function: protein binding. Lineage: Eukaryota; Metazoa; Mollusca; Bivalvia; Ostreida; Ostreidae. The record is from RefSeq and is a predicted model, not a curated record.
CUUAUUAUAGGGAACUCGGUAGAAUAGACUUUGAAUGAUAAAUCGAACUUUAAAUCAUGGUGGACAUAAAAUCUUCAUCGUGGACAUGUAAGGUGGAGGGUGGCCUAUCGCCGGUGUUUGAUGACUUUUUCUUGUAUAUGACCACUCCUUCACCAGAAGAGGUGCUGACUAGAGGGGAAAGAUCAUUCGGUAUCCCAGGCGAUAAAAACAAAGACGGUGCAACAGAUGAAGUGGAUGGUGGUCUCUUCAGUUGCUUCCCUUCAUUUUCAAAGGAAGAUUCGAGCUCCAGUAGCUCGAGCAGUGAUGCAGAAGAGAGAGAAGCAGAGACAUUACGUGUACGAAGAUCACAUUCUGGACGGCUCCGGAGUUUUUGGAGCAGAAAUUAUUUGUUUCGUUUGGAAUCUGCCUAUAACCCAAUGGACCGGGAGGAUGUGUAUCACGUUGUGAAAGAUGUACAGGACGUCGCCGAAAAAGAAUUAAGAAUUAAUGACAGAUUGGUUGCAAUAAAUGAGGAAAAUACGAAAAACAAAUCAUUAACAGACGUUGAAAUCAUGUGGGAACAACUCCAAAGAUGUCCAAAGAUUCAACUGAAAGUCUGGAGAUGGUUAUUCGGUGAAAAUGGUCUACAGAUAUGUGAGAUUACCAUAGUAUUUUAUUCCAUUCAGCCUGAGGAACUGUACAAAGAGCUAUCUUCAUUAUCACUUGGUGGUAAAAUUCCACGAAGGGUGAAAAAUCUUCGCUGGACAUCCUCAAAGUUCCGACCAUUUCACUUACGGAUUGCUUGUAAAACUGGAAUAUACGUGUCAGCCCAUGUGGAAGAUAUGGCGCUGUAUGGCGAACCGAUUUCUCAGAAGCCACAACAAAGUCGAUUUCGCUUCAUGAUUCGGUUUUUUGAGUGCAUGGUGACAAACAAUGAUGGGACGUCUGACCAGAGGUUUGGAUAUGUAGCAAAAUACAAAGAAAAUGGAAAAUACUUCGAUAUUUCGUCAAUUAUUACCGAAUCUGCCUCUACUGUUGUUCUAAAGCCACACGUGUCAUACAGUUCUAUGGCACCAGACGAACGGUUCCUUAUUAUGUAUGAGGUAGAGGAUGACGAUGACGUAUUUGAGUCACUUCUUUAUGAAAAUAUGUUCAUGAAGUUUAACAACGAGACGAAGAAGAUAACAAUGCAAGAACGUCAAGCACUGGGGCCAUUCUUCCUGUUUCAAACGUUUGUGGCACGUGGAAAUAAACCACCGCAAGUUAACAUAAACUGUUUUUCAGACGGAGGGCGUUUAUUUGCAUUUGAACCAAUAACUGAGGAGAAUUGUGAUCCUUGAAAUGUAAUGUGUAUAUGUUUGAUAUAUGUGUAAAGUAUAACAAUAUAGAAACACACGUUUAUAAUGAAAUUUAGAGACUAAUCGAUAUAUAGUUAAAAGGUGGGAAAAAUAUAUAUCUUCAAAUCAAUGACGAAAAUGUUGCAUGCAUUUCAGACAUAAUACAUUAUACCUCCUUACACAGGAAUUUCAAUAAAAACGAUAAAUUUUAUUGGGGUUAAGGUUUUGGAAAUGUUUAUUUCCAGUUUGAGGUACUUUUCCUUUUUCUAUCUGAGGACCACUAGUUGCAGAAUCAAUGUCACUCCUUGGUACUUCUUCCUUGAUCAUUAAUUAAUAUUCAUUAUUUUCAACCAUGCUCAAAAUAGAAGUGUUUAUACAAUUGUGAUAUCUGUGACUUAAUAUUACAAUCAGAUAUCGGAUCCACCUGACAAAGAGGUGGAAGGAACCUUGAAUUUGAAUUUGUUAUUUUGUUGAUAUAUUGUUUAUCAAAAGGAAGAUAUUAUUUCCAUUGACACUGAUUAAUUGGAAAUUUAAUA